Molecule: messenger RNA, 990 nt
Organism: Zootermopsis nevadensis
Lineage: Eukaryota; Metazoa; Arthropoda; Insecta; Blattodea; Termopsidae
Product: neuroparsin-A
Source: RefSeq, a predicted model, not a curated record
GACAGACAUGGAUCGUUAUCGAAUAAAGUUUUACUUUUGCACUCGGCAUUGUUGUGAACUAAAGCGGCGGCCAUUUUGAUGAAGUGAGCGUCAUGGCAGUCAGUUUCUAUUGAAUAUGCAGGAGAAGACUUACCUUACAGAGGAAAACCGGUAUUUUUGGCAUGUUCUUCAAGACACAAUAAUCGGAGUAUGAAGUCCUGCGCAGUCUGCAUUUUGGCCUCUGCUUUCAUCUUCCUCCUGCUUCAGAGCUGUAAGGCUGGUAGUCUUAUUUGUAAACCAUGUAUGGGCAACGAUUGUAAUUUGGAGCCCGAAUCAUGCGAACACGGAAUUGAACGGGAUUACUGCGGCUGGAAAGUGUGUGCCAAGGGUCCGGGAGACUAUUGCGGUGGACCGUCAGAUGUAAGGGGAAAGUGUGGUGAAGGAAUGCAUUGUGCCUGUGGAAAAUGCAAUGGGUGCUCUCUUACUACUCUCGAUUGCUACUUUGGUCUCGAUCAACUCCAGUGCCUCUAAGAUCGAUAGUUCGAUACGAGCAUCGCCUGCUGGCCAGCUGGCAAAGUUAUUACCGCCAUACUUGACAUCUCAGGCUGCGUACAUGUUUUGAAGUUUGUUACAUUUAUUUAUUUUGCAGUAUUAUAGACGUGGUCAUUCUUAAAUGUGCAUCCUAUUUAUGUUGUAUUUAUAAUUUUACUGGAAGACGAAGUGAGAUUAUGAUAACAGUGACGGCUGUUACUUCUGUGAUCGCACAUGAAUGGACUAAAGCGUACAUCUAUUUAAAAAUCUCUAAUUAAUAGUUAUAAUAUUUAUUUAUUAUUCCAUUAGUUCAUUUCAUUAUCAACAUCUUUAUUUUGUGAGGUAAGAUAAUUUAAUUGUGUAUUUUAAAACUCAAAGCAGUAGUCCAAUGUAUUUAAUUUUGUUGUUUUCGUAUUGUUUAUAUUUACUGUUAUUUGGAAUUAUAAUAUUAACUUUAUUAAGCACAACGCUUCCGUAAUU